Molecule: messenger RNA, 2237 nt
Organism: Pogoniulus pusillus (Red-fronted tinkerbird)
Lineage: Eukaryota; Metazoa; Chordata; Aves; Piciformes; Lybiidae
Gene: FSTL3
Product: follistatin like 3
Exons: 5
Coding region: 199-903 (234 amino acids)
Biological process (GO): multicellular organism development; cell differentiation; regulation of BMP signaling pathway
Molecular function (GO): protein binding; activin binding
Source: RefSeq, a predicted model, not a curated record
GCAAAUUGCAGCUCUAAUUGGUUUAGCAGAGUUUAAUUAGCCUGAACUGAUGAGAGAGGCGAGAUUCCCUCCUUAGAGGCAAGGAGAGGAGGAGAACGAAGCAGCUGGGGUUGUGUGAGGAGGGUGGCUGGCUCUUGAACCUCAGCCUGAGAUCCUGCUGAGCCCGAGCCGCAGCGGGACACCGCCCGACCCAGCACAAUGCCAGCACCCAGACGGAAAGGUGGGAUCUGCUGGCUGCAGCAGGGGAAGGAGGCCAAGUGUACCAUGAUCCUGAAGACAGGAGUGACGUGGGAGGAAUGCUGUGCCAACGGCAACGUAGAUGUUGCCUGGUCUAACUACACCUACCCAGGCAACAAGAUCAGUCUGCUGGGCUUCCUGGGGCUGGUGACUUGCCACCCCUGCAAAGAGAGCUGCGAGGGGGUGGUCUGUGGCCCCGACAAGGUCUGCAAGAUGAAGCAUGGGCGCCCCCAGUGUGCCUGUGCCCCUGACUGCUCCAGCCUGCCCCGCAAGCUGCAGGUCUGCGGCUCCGAUGGCUACACCUACCGCGAUGAGUGCGACCUGCUGACGGCCAAGUGCAGGGAUCACCCCGAUCUGGAAGUCAUGUACCAGGGCAAAUGCAAAAAGUCCUGCUCCAGCGUGGUGUGCCCUGGCACCCACACCUGUGUGGUGGACCAGACAGGCAGCGCCCACUGCGUGAUGUGCCGGACGGCUCCCUGCCCCGAGCCCACCAGCUUGGAUCAUGCCCUCUGCGGCAACAACAACGUUACCUACCCCUCGGCGUGCCACCUCCGGCGGGCCACCUGCCACCGCGGCCGCUCCAUCGGCGUGCGCCACUACGGGAGCUGCUCGGCUGCAGCCAGAUUCUCCUCGGAGACGGACAACGCGGAGGAGAACUACGUGUGAAGCCUCCCUCGGCGUGAGGCCGGACCCGGGAGACAGGGGCAUUAUUGUGUAUAUUGUACAAACCAUAUACCUGAUAUUUAUUAAGAUAAAAAGGAUCCUUAUUUAUACCUGUGUAUGUUACGCACUCGCAGGGAGGAGUGGGGGGAUGGGGGCUGUUCUCUGGCCCUGCCAGCUGGGGAGCAGGGAAGGGAGCUCCCGACCCGCACAGGUCAAAGCUCCACCGAGCCACCCCAGGAUGCUGCGGUGCUUGCUCAGUGCCCUCGCCCAGAGCUCAGCCACGUUUCUCGUGGCGUGGAGGGGGUGUCCAUGCUGCUGUGCGUUGCGGGGGUGGGGGGGGCCCUUCAACGUGUCCUUGGCCGGCAGCCCCGGACCUAUUUAUUUUUGGAUGGAAUUCUCAGUACUCUGCUGACGUUUCUGGCUGGGACCUCAAGGUCUAGAGGGAAUCUGCGAUUUCACCUUCCCUAGAGGGGCUCAGCCCCAGCUGCCAGUGGCAAGAGAGGCAGCAUGGGGCUGCAGUGGGUUGGAGGCAGACAGAGGUUUAUAUAUAUAUAUAAAAGAUAUAUAUGUAAGUUACUCUCUCCUAAACUUUCAGCAUCUGUGUGCUAAAACAGAGUCUGGUUUGUUUCCCUGGCCCGUUCAGAGCAGGUUCCUACCCAUCUUCAGAGGCGACACCAGUGCCCGGAGAGCUGCUGCGACGGCAGCCAGGCAGCGCUGCCCACCAUAAGCUGUGGCAACCCCCAGGGUACAACCAUCCUUUGAGAAAGCGCUGCCCAGAGCCCUCUCUUCCCACUGCCAAACCCUUUCGGAUAGCAGUGGUGGGUGAAGGGCAGGGCGGGGAGGAGGUUGCGGGAGGGGCGCGCAUAGCCCUGGGGGACACCACUGCUGCUGGGUGAAGCAACCUUGCAGCGCCCAGGACAGCGCUGGGCUCCCAACCCGACUGCCGCGGGGAGCGUGGCUGAGCAGAGGGUGACAAUAGAGGGCCUGAUGGCCCUGCCUAUCCUGCCUGGGCACCCCCCACUUCCCGCACUCCCUCACCCCCACCCCCGGCUCAGUUGACACCGUUUGUAUUUAUUUGUACCUCUUCUUUCUUCUCUGUGUGCUGUCACCUGUGUAAAUACCAUCUCCUCUCUGACACCAGCCAGCUGUUGCCUUUAUACAAAUGCCAUAUAUGUGAUAUAUAUAUAUAUAUAAAUACCCUAUUUUCUAUUUUUGUAUGGUUGCCUUCUGAUCCCUGAGGCAGAGGCUUGGGGAAGGCAGACACUUCCUGCACGCUAUCUCUAGGGGCAUUUUAUGGCUGUGUUACAGUUUGGAUCAUAAUUAAAUGAAUAAACGCU